Molecule: messenger RNA, 859 nt
Organism: Fusarium graminearum PH-1
Lineage: Eukaryota; Fungi; Ascomycota; Sordariomycetes; Hypocreales; Nectriaceae
Exons: 3
Coding region: 1-717 (238 amino acids)
Source: RefSeq, a predicted model, not a curated record
AUGAAUUUCAAGUUUCUCCUUCUAACCUUCACCCUCGGCGUCUUCGCUGCCGAGCCCUCUAUCCCACCAUUAUUCGCUUCCCGGUUCGGGAAGCCCAGCCCAAACAUCACCUUCACGGACGCAAAUGGUACAUCUCAUACCCUCUACAACAAUGACUGGGAACCCAACUACGCCGCCAUCCAAACCAGAUCCAACCUAGAGACGCGCUUCAAGACGGGCGGUUUUCUCGACAAGUGCAAGAACAUCCGGUACUACCUCAGCAAGGCAGACGACAAUAACCCGCGCAAGAAUGGCUAUACCAACGGCUACAAAAGCUCACCCUGGCUUGUUGCUGAGUGCCCUGACAAGAACGGGAACUAUCUUUGUACUUGGCUUGAACUGGGUAAGUGCCUCAUCAACAUGGACGGGGAGCUGUACCAGGGUAAAAACGGAAACUUCCAUCAAUCUUGCACGCAAUGCAACAUCCGAGAAAACGGUCGUUGGUUCAACUGUGGCUGCUGGACCAAGUUACCCAAGGGAACUGUUCAGUGGGACGACAUCAAGAACCGUUUGAAGAGAACGACCAUUGAUCUGAAUGUUGCCAUCGGAGCCCAAGACGGCUACCUGUACUGUCACGGAAACUGGGGGGUCAAGGACUUUUGCAGCGGAAGACCUUCGAAUGAUCCUUUCUCAAUCAAGUGCGAUGACAAAGGUAUGGAGACGUACUGCUGGCAGUAGAGAAGAUGAUGGGGUUUGGGUAUUUGCGUAUUAUUCUUCGCUACAUUCGUUUGAGAUCCAUUUUAGGUAUCAUUGCCCUUUUUCAGGGUUAUUUUAGAGAAUUGCGUUGAGGGACGUGUAUCGCCUCAAUUCAAUUGACACA